CUCCAUUCACUAACACACAGCCCCAGAGAGAGGGAGAGAGAGAGACAGAGAGGGAGAGAGAGAGAGAGAGAGAGAAGUUCACAGAUGAAGCUUUGCGUUACAGGAACAAAACACCCCGCCGGCUGAAGUGGACAGGAGACUACACACCGAGCGCCGAGCUGGAGGUUCAGUUUGGCUUCUUGCUUUAAAAAAGAAAGACGAAGAGGAGAGGAAGAAGAAAAAAAAAAUAACAAACGUUGUUAUAUAACCGGAAGAAGAACGUCAGUGAGGCUGUAGCUUACUCACAGGCGCGCGUGAGUCAUUGAUAAACGCGCAGGCAUUUCUUAGCGCAGUCGCAUGAAUGGACGGAUCCGGAGCGAGCCUCCACUUCACGCUUUAACCAAAACAACGAGCUUUUUGCAUCUCUUGAGCAGCAUCGAGUGCGUGCCAUUUUUAUUAUUAUUUUUGUUAUUAUUAUUAUUAUUAUUCCUAUUUUUUUUUUUACGCCGCGUGAGCGCGAGCGUAUGCUCCGGCCUGGCCUGGUGAAACGCCGCGGCCUCUGGACCCACGACGCCUCGCACCCCGGCCCGUAACGGAAACCCCGAUGCUCGAUAAGUUCCGACCCGCGCAGCUCGACACGGCAAUGGCGAUCAGCAAGAGCGUGGCGUGGCUGAGGGAGCAGCUCGAGACGCGCCGCGAGCGCCUGCUCGUGAUGGACUGCCGCGCGCGCGAGCUCUACGACUCGUCGCACGUCGAGGCGGCCAUCAACGUGGCCAUCCCGAGCCUCAUGCUCCGGCGACUCAAGAAGGGCAACCUGCCCGUCAAGUCGCUGCUCUCCGACGGACAGGACCGCGAGCGGUUCGCGCGCCGCUGCAGGACCGACACCAUCGUGCUGUACGACGAGUGCAGUCGCGAGUGGAACGAGAACGUGGACGGCGGCUCGGUGCUCGGUUUACUGCUGCGGAGGAUGAAGGACGAGGGAUACAAAGCCUUUUACCUUGAAGGCGGUUUCAACAAGUUCCAGGCCGAGUGUCCGGGACUCUGUGAGACCAACCUGGACGGCUCGUGCAGCGGAAGCGGCUCUCCCACGUCGCACGUGCUGGGCCUCGGUGGCCUGCGCAUCAGCUCCGAUUCGUCGGACAUCGAGUCGGAUGCAGACCGCGAGCCCGGCAGCGCCACCGACUCAGACGGCAGCCCGGCGUCCAACCCCCAGCCGUCCUUCCCGGUCGAGAUCCUGCCGCACCUGUACCUGGGCUGCGCCAAGGACUCCACCAACCUGGACGUGCUGGAGGAGUUCGGCAUCAAGUACAUCCUGAACGUGACCCCGAACCUGCCCAACCUUUUCGAGAACGCAGGAGAGUUCAAGUACAAACAGAUCCCCAUAUCGGACCACUGGAGCCAGAACCUGUCGCAGUUCUUCCCAGAGGCCAUCAGCUUCAUCGACGAGGCUCGAGGUCAGAAGUGUGGCGUCCUUGUGCACUGCCUUGCCGGUAUCAGCCGCUCCGUCACGGUGACCGUGGCCUACCUGAUGCAGAAGCUCAACCUGUCCAUGAACGACGCCUACGACAUCGUCAAGAUGAAAAAAUCGAACAUCUCGCCCAACUUUAACUUCAUGGGCCAGUUGUUGGACUUUGAGCGCACACUGGGACUGCAGAGCCCAUGCGACAACCGAGCCUCAGCGCCGUCGCAGCCGCUCUACUUCAGCACGCCCACCAAUCACAACGUCUUCCAGCUCGACGCGCUCGAGUCCACGUGAGAUGAUGAGCACGGCUGCAGAAGGUGCCUGACCAUCCCAAUGUGGCUUUCUGUCUUUUUCCUCUCUCAAACGGAGGAGGGUUUUCCAGACGUUUUUGACGCAGCUGGCGCAAGAUGCCAACUGUCGUGAGUUAGCCAAUGACGCGUCAAUGCGCUUGGCCUGAAGCAGAAAGGCAGCUGCUGUACUAUUGGGACGGAGAAACGCAGCUCUGUAUUUGUCUCAGACUCUGUAAGGUAGUUCCUGCUUUCUAUCUUCGUACUCAAGCAUGUGAAGACUGUCAAAAUGAGGAACUUCUGGCGUGCCAAAGAGACUGGAAUUGGACAGUUUAAAAAAAAGUAACGAGAGACUUAUUUUAUUUCUGUUUUUUUUUUCUAGCACUUGCACCUUCACGUUUUUUCGGGUGUGCUCUUCUUGUCUUCAGUGAAGACUUGCCUGUAUUUGGGGAUUAAAAAAAAUUACAAACACCCUCGUUGACGAUGGCACAGUAUAGUGUACUCCAGUUUGUUUGUGUGGAGACACUUUUGAAUCGUUUAUACGUGUGUAUAUUAAGGACAUUAUCAUAGCCACAGUAUACCUGUUAUGAAAAAAACAGGUACCGAAUCUUUUUUUGUCUUCUUUUGUCAUUUAAACUGAAUAUUGAUCAAUAUUAUCUAUGAGUUAAAUGCCAAAAAAGAAACUGAAUAGGUUUUGUGAGAUCAUAAAUGUGUAUAAUGUAAUAUAUUUCUUUUUCUUUGCUUUAUAAACGAGCCUUUAUCAGCCUUUUCUUACGCAUCCUUCCACCCUCUGAGAGUCACCUUGUUACCCCUGCCUUAGGUCUUCUGUACAUAGGAGUAUCGUCGUGCAUUAACUUCUCCAAGCAAUUCCUCAUUAAGCUUCUCUGUCACCGGCUGUCAGAGCUAUAAACUAACGGCACAUUCAGAAAGUAUUGUUCAAACUUGUAUCAGUAUGUGUUCGAGUCGAGAAUAUGGCUGCAUGCUCAUGAUGAAUCUAGAACCAGGACGCCUUGAUUACAUUUUUUUUUGUUUAAAGUCGAGAAUGAUGGAAGAUCGAAGCGGGUGGUCUUUGUUUUUUUUUUUUUGUGCGAUUCGAGGUCUCUGAAAUGUCGGCAAUGCGGGAGACGUUCGUAAGCCUCCGCUCUUCAGGGAAAUUCUGUGAAAUGCAAUUUAUUUGUCUGACGUGGAUUUAAAUGGGAACCUGGUUCCCUCAAAGCAAAGGCCUGUUCUGAAGGAGGAAGGUUCCACUUUGGGACCCGUCCUUCCAACCCUACGAAUGUAAAGAGAUGAUAAGUUAUUAAUAAAUUGCUAUUUUGUCUAUUCAAACCUA
Molecule: messenger RNA, 3058 nt
Organism: Pangasianodon hypophthalmus (striped catfish)
Lineage: Eukaryota; Metazoa; Chordata; Actinopteri; Siluriformes; Pangasiidae
Gene: dusp6
Product: dual specificity phosphatase 6
Exons: 3
Coding region: 584-1735 (383 amino acids)
Biological process (GO): protein dephosphorylation; regulation of heart growth; positive regulation of apoptotic process
Cellular component (GO): cytosol; cytoplasm
Molecular function (GO): MAP kinase tyrosine/serine/threonine phosphatase activity; protein tyrosine/threonine phosphatase activity
Source: RefSeq, a predicted model, not a curated record